CUGACUUCUUACUAAUUCCAUCAUUGCCAUAGUAUCAUAGUUAAUUAUUUUGCUACUUUAAAAUGGAAGACAAAUAUUUUGGAUGGGAUGAAAUUUCUAAUGGAUUAAUUUUAUUAGAUACACAAAAGACUGAAGAUGAGCAUAUUAAAAAAAUUAAACUACAGUCUGAUCUUGAUCAUCAAUCAAAAGUAUAUUGUCCACACUCAUAUUUGAUUUUAAAUUUCCAUGAAACCUUAAGUCAACGUGAUAAGGUAUAUAAUGAAAAGGAAAAAAAUUUAGUUAAAAUGCUGUCUAUUAUUUCUUUAUUACAUUAUAAGCACAUGUUUUUUCAGCUUAGAUUUAGAAAAUAUUAUUUAAGAAAAGUAUCUCCAAACGAACCGGAUGUUAUUAUUUUGCAAGAUAUAAAAGAUCUUGUGAUGUUCUUAUUAAUCAGUCCCAUAAGUCCUCAAUUUGUGAAUUUCUUUCAUUUACCAGUUGUGGAUCGUUUUUUGAGGGCAGCAAUCCUUUAUUUUCAAUAUUAUAUAAUAACAUGGGAGGAAUUAAUGAAAGAACGUGCAGCUACUAUGAAAAAAGCACCAAAUCCCUUAGCUCAGGGCUAUAGAUUUAGAUAUGCAGAAGAAAUGCAAAAUCUUCGUUGUGUUUUAGGUAGAGAAUAUGCUGAUUUAAUAGUAGGUUGUCAAGAUAUCAUUCAAUAUCAUCAUAUGACUAGUGGAAAAAAAGGAGCUCCAUCUUUAACACAAUCACAAGGAGAAAAAGAUUUACGAAUAUAUGAGGUAUUAAUUUGUAUGACACAUCGUAUUGUUUGGAUAGCUUUAGAACGCAAGUAUUUCAGUUUAAUUGAAAUUGAAUUGCAUAGAUUAUUUAGAACUGAAACAUAUAAUAUAGCUGAAAAGCGAAAUAUUUCUCCUACGAUUCAAGAUAUGUUGCCUGAUGACAUUCAAGUAUUGCAAGGUCAUAAAAUACAAGAAAAAAAAAAAUUAUUAAGAAAUUCACCCUUAAUACAAGAAUUAAUAUAUUCAGAUUCUGAUUAUCGUCUUCUAUCUUUAGGAAUAGAAGACAAUUCAAAUGAUAAACGCAUUCUUUACUUAAAACAUGCACUUGUUGUUGAAGAAGAUAAAUUACAUGAAUUAGGAAUAAAAGUUGGAAUUUUAGGAGAAAAUAGAACUAAUUAUGAUAUCUUAUUAAUGCCCUUGGAAGAAAAGGAUGAAAAACAAGACAAAAUUCAAUUGUCUGAUAAAAGAGAAGAACAUGAAAGAAUAAAAAGUAUUAAAGAUACAAUACAAGAUACACAAAUAUCUAUAAAAAUUCAAAGACUUCCAUCUUUUGAAACUGAACCUGAUUUAACACAAGAUUUUUCAAUGAAAACAAUUAAUAUUUCACCAAAAGGAUAUAAAAUUGCUCAUGAAAAAGCAAGAAAAAAAUGGUUAAUUAGAGAAAUAAAACGCCAGGCACAUAAAGAGAUAGAUACAUAUUCAGUAGCAACAAUAGAUUAAUUAUUUUCUUAAAAAUAAACUAAGAAUUAUAAGCAUAUUUGUUAUAUUUACAAUGUAAAUUAUUGUAA
Molecule: messenger RNA, 1561 nt
Organism: Frieseomelitta varia
Lineage: Eukaryota; Metazoa; Arthropoda; Insecta; Hymenoptera; Apidae
Exons: 5
Coding region: 63-1493 (476 amino acids)
Biological process (GO): negative regulation of phosphatase activity
Molecular function (GO): phosphatase binding
Source: RefSeq, a predicted model, not a curated record